UUCCUUAUUUAGGUUUAGUCAUUUAUCAAAGCAUGGCGACCUUGUGUUUCCCCAUCGCUAUUCUACUAACUCUUCUCCAUCAAGCAGAGCCCAGUGCUGAGACCUCUGUGUUUGUGCUGAAGAGACAGGAUGUUCGCCUGAAUGUCCAGACAAAUGUUACACUGAAAGAUGAUGUCGAUGUGCUAUUUUGGAAGUUUAACACAUCAGUCAAUGUUGUAAAGUUCCCCCCAAAAGUUACCUUUAAUAGGUACCAAGGUAGGGCUGAAUUGAUUGUGGAAGACUUCUCUCUGCUACUGAAGAACCUACAGGAAGGAGACAGUGGACUUUAUGAAGCAGUAGUGAGUGGUAACAAUGACAGAAACAUUGCUAAAUACUUGAUAAAAGUCCAAGAGAGAGUUGAGCCUCCAGUCCUGACAGUGAACUCUGUCUCCUCCAUCAAUGGCACCUGUAACAUGACUGUGGCCUGCAGAGGUCAGAACACCUCUGUCAACUCCAGCUGUAACAGCAGCACCUGCUCUCAGGUGGGAAGAGAGAGCAGAGGGGCUGAGACCUCCACUGUCCCCCUGCUCUCUGUCUAUGUGGCAGGGGGUUCCAUCAUCUGUAACCACAGCAACCAAGUCAGCUGGGCCAACGACACCAAGGAGAUCAAAACAAUUUGUCAUGAAAAAGAGGGGGACAAAGAGGACCAUAACUACGCUGUCACAGUCGGGAUGCCAGGUCCCAUCAUCCACGUCAUCAUCAUCUUUGUUGGAUGCGCCUUGAUUGGUUGUUGAAAGCUAAAUAAAGACUCCAGGUAACAGUCAUGUAGGUGGUGUGGAGCAGGAAUCUCCAGGUCCAGCAUCACCCUCCAUCUACAGUAUGGUGGGACGACCCCAACUCCAGCCUAUGAACCAUUCCACCAUGAUGGGAGACCAGUCUCCACCUGAGGACUUCCCCAUGACCUCCAUGACCAUGCCUGAGAGUUUAAAUGCUACUGUAUGGUGGGGAAAAAUAGAAGCAAACAGUAAUCAGGAAUUUUAACAUCAUCUUAGACCAGGAUUCUAUCACAUAGCUUUUUGUCAGCUAUACACCUUUGAAGGCAAUGUUCCCGCGUUCACUGAGAAAACAUUCAAUUCAGUUCAGUCGGGAAAGUAUGUUUAAAUGUACAUAGCUGACAAACCAUGAUCAAAUUGAAUUUUGGCCUAAGACCGCGGAAUAUCCGUGCUGUAGUGUGAUUGAAAUUUAAAGGCAAUGUACCUGCUUGUGUGGGGACUGCAUCGGUAAACUCUGCAUAUGUCGGCUCAAUCGGAAAUUACCUUUACAUUUCUAUCGUGCUACAAUUCGGAUAUUCUUCCAAACAACGAUCAACUACAGAUGAAGGAUCUUAAUUUGACCACACUGUUGUUGCAGGAAAUGCAAACUUGUAGUGUAUUCAAGGUUUAAAAAUGCUUCUAAAGUUUGGAAUUUACACUUUCAAAUUUCAAACUUGAUUUGCCAAUACAAAAAAUCUAAAACCUCCACAAACAUUUUCAUUCAUUAUAUCCCCAUAAUCCUGAUGCUUCAGGAUAUUUUCCUGCUGUGAGAAACUGGUCAAAUUAAGAUCCUACAUCUGUAAGCACAGCUGUCUUUGAAAAUGUUAAAUAUAUUAUUUUUUUCCUUUUAACAUUUUUGAACCAUCAUGACAGUAGUAUGCUGUACAAGUACAGAAAAAUAAGUGAACAUUUCAAAUAAUUUAUCAUAGUGGGUA
This is a messenger RNA of Oncorhynchus keta (chum salmon), 1726 nucleotides long. RefSeq names its product SLAM family member 9-like. Bases 33 to 773 code for a protein of 246 amino acids. The record is from RefSeq and is a predicted model, not a curated record. Lineage: Eukaryota; Metazoa; Chordata; Actinopteri; Salmoniformes; Salmonidae. The transcript has 5 exons.